Messenger RNA from Talaromyces stipitatus ATCC 10500, 3791 nucleotides. RefSeq lists its product as uncharacterized. Lineage: Eukaryota; Fungi; Ascomycota; Eurotiomycetes; Eurotiales; Trichocomaceae. The coding region runs from base 190 to 3759 and encodes 1189 amino acids. The transcript has 3 exons. The record is from RefSeq and is a predicted model, not a curated record. Gene Ontology annotation, cellular component: nucleus. Gene Ontology annotation, molecular function: RNA binding. Gene Ontology annotation, biological process: RNA processing.
ACACCGAGUUGACAGAGAUAUUGUUGGGUUCUCCUGAGGCUGCUCAGCGAGUAUGACCCUAACCAUACCCAGGAGAAUAUAAAUCCUAUGUCAGAUCUUCGCCUGCUUUCAUGUCGAAACAAUUGAACCUCUUCCAAGAUACAACCUACGGAUAAGCAAGAUACUUUUAUACCGUGAUUCAAAUUCAAAAUGGAAAAGUUCACCAUCAAACUAGACAGCGGCCAGAAGGUCACUGGCAGACAUUGCCUCCCAAAUACAGAUCGCUCAUCAUCCGGACAAACUGCCAGGCCGUUGAUCGUAUGCGUGCACGGCGCGAGCUAUGACUCGGAGUAUUUCGAUGCAAAUGCGGACUACUCCUGGUCCGUACUUGCGAACGCUUUCAACGUUCCCAUUGUAGCAAUCGACAGGCCUGAUUAUGGUGGUAGUACGGAGGUACCGAAUCAAAACGAUCCUGGGAACGCUGAUACUACAACCCCAACGCAACGCCAAGCCAGAUAUCUUGAAAGCACAGUUUUGCCGCGUAUCUGGAACGAAUUUGGAUUAACAUCCGGGGCUUCGAGUAUGGUGAUUGUGGGACACUCUGUUGGUGGGAUGGUGGGCAUCGAAACUGCAGCUGCACAUGCCACACAGACAACCUCGCUGUAUCCUUUAUCCGGCUUAGUCAUUUCUGGAAUUGGCUGUGUUCAGAGAAAAGUUGAAUCUGAUAAACAGAGCCCAAAUCACGACAAUGGCGAGAAGAAAGCACAAGAACCAGUUCUACCAGCAAAAAAGACCAGAUACAUUACCUUCGAGAUAACUCGCAAGAAUUCCACAAUGCUAGACUUCACGGCGGACAAAAGCCCGGCAGGUCUGUUAAUUAGCCCCGAUAUUCUACAAGUCACCGAGCAACUGAACCGUCCUGCUCCUUUGGCUGAGUUGAUUGAUGUGGCUCAGUUAUGGCGGUCAUACUGGCGCAGAGAGGCGGAACAGGUCAACGUCCCAGUCUUCUAUGCUUUGACAGAAGUUGACCCGUGGUUUGACUCUUCUAACAAAUCUGUCUCUGAAUUUGCUGGUGGCUUUACUAGCAGUCCAAAAGUCAUGCAUGGUUGUGUUCCGAGAGCUCCUCACUGUAUAGAGUUGAGUCUGCAGGCUAAGGGAUGGAUGCUGCAGUGUGGUGGAUUUGCUCUGGAGACGCUGUUCGUGAAUCUUCUUGAUAUUUUGUUGGUUCAUUUGACAAGCUUCCUUUAUCGGGCUGAUCGAGCUACCGUCGCUGUUCACCUCCAUCAUUUCCCCAACCAACAACAUCAACAAGGCAGCUGGCCUGUAUGUAGCGAGGGCAAAUGUUGCCCACUUGCAACCAUGCCAGAUGACUCCAAAUCUAAAACUUUCCCCGACCUCUCCUCGAAACUAUCAGCACCACCAAAACGAUCCCUCUUCGAGCGCCAAAAGGCCGAAGCCGAAGCAAAACGCGCGCGCGAGAAAGCCGAAACCGCCGCCGUUUACGAGGAUUUCGUCAAGUCCUUUGACGACGAUGGAGAUAGCAGCAGUAGAAGGACGUUGUCGAACUUCAGGUCUAGCGGACCUGGAAGUCUUGGUGGUCCUCCGCCAAAACGUCACUUCACCGGUGCAUCGACUUCCCGUAAUAGCGGCCCUGGAAGCUUAGGUCCCCCACCGCCGUCACUGGCGCGGAAACGAACGUAUGAUGGUUUUUUUCGCGAUAGAGAUCGGAAUAACCGAGAGUCGGGAAGUCAUGGUAUAUUUGGUUACGAUGACAAUAGUCCACAGGCCGCUUUUCGUACCUCAGAUGACGAGGCGGAAAGAGAUGUAGAGGACAAGGAGGCAGAAAGAGCUGUUGCAAAGCCCACGGUCUAUCUCUCUUCUUUACCACCGGGUUCGUCGCCGGCUGUCAUCAAGGCUCUGAUACCUGGAAAUCUUACAGUAGAUGCUGUCAAGAUUAUACCACCGCCCGCGCAACCAUCUAUGGAACGCAGAUCCUUCUCCGCCAUUGUGACUUUGGCACAGGAUACAGCGGCUUCGGAUAUUGAUGCUGCAGUGAGUGCUCUACAGAGUAAAUAUUUAGGAUGGGGUUAUUAUUUAUCAAUAUCACGCCACCUGUCCUCCGCAGCCAUUCAGUCAGGAAUGCCCGUUACUGUUGGAUCCUCAUCUAAGGGUUCAUUGCCUUUUGGUGCUAAACCAGUCAAUCAAGCUCCCGUCGGCAGACUCAAUCGAGCGCCUCCGCCUGGUCCUCACCGCGGUGGGUUUGCGCCGCCAGCCUCUUAUGGAUCACAGUAUGGGAAGCCUACGUCCACGGCUGAAAUAGAAGUCAAACCCCCUUCAAAUCUAAAGCAGUUGAGACUUAUACACAAGACUCUUGAGAAUUUACUGAAAUACGGGCCUGAAUUUGAGGCAUUACUCAUGAGCCGGCUAGAGGUGCAGCGAGAGGAGAAGUGGGCUUGGAUAUGGGAUGCUCGUAGCGUUGGAGGUAUUUGGUAUAGGUGGAAGCUUUGGGAUGUACUCACCAAUGCGAAGACUAGCCGUGGACGCUAUGGGAGGAAUAGUCCAGCUACACUAAUAUUCGAGGGAGGUGCCAGUUGGCUUGGUCCAGAGUCACCGAUUCGCUUCGAGUAUGCUACGACCCUUGAUGAGUUUGUGUCUGACGAAGACUAUGAUUCCUCAGAUGAAGAGGGUUCUGAUAACGAAGAGUCAAGACGGCGGCAUGCAGCAGACGACGCGAUCGGAGGGCAGGAUGGAAUGGGUUAUAUGGAUCCCUUGCAGAAGGCGAAAUUAACACACCUACUUGCUCGACUUCCGACAGCAAAUACCAAACUACGACGUGGCGACGUGGCUCGAGUGACAGCUUUUGCUAUUGAACAUGCGAGUGCGGGAGCAGAGGAAGUGGUGGAAAUGCUAGUGGCAAAUGUACUCCGCCCAUUCGCGUAUUCACGAGCCAAUCCAGAUCGUGAAGAAGUACGAACUGCCCUCAGAGAGAGUGAAGCCAAUACUGCCACUGGCGAUAAAACUGACGCUGGACCGGGUGCCUCUGGAAAAGGAAUUGAGGAUACCUCAGCUGCAAAGCUUGUUGGUCUGUAUGUGAUUUCAGAUAUCUUUUCCUCAUCGUCAACCAGCGGCGUGCGUCAUGCCUGGCGAUACAGGCAGCUAUUUGAACAUGCAUUUCGUACACACAAAGUUUUUGAGCAUCUUGGCCGCCUAGAGAAAGAGUUGAAAUGGGGCCGGCUCAAAGCAGAAAAGUGGAAACGCAGCGUCGGGGCCAUAUUACAUAUCUGGGAAGGAUGGAGUGUUUUCCCGCAACCAGCCCAAGAUCAUUUCAUUCAGAUGUUUGAGAAUCCGCCGUUGACGAAGAACGAAAUGGAAGAGGAGAAAAAGAAAGCCGAAGCUGAACAGGCUCAAUCUGCUGCUGGUAACAAGGGCAAGGGUCGUUGGAAAACGGUGGAUGAAGAUGCAGGAAAGUUCAUCUUAGCUGAGGUACCAGCACCUGAGCAAUCUGCUGCUCCGCAAUUUGAUGAUAGCCUAGACGGCGAGCCAAUGAGUGAUAUCGACGGUGUUCCAAUGGAGGAUAGUGACCUUGAAGGCGACGACUUGGACGGACAGCCUUUGGACAUGGCUGUUGAUAUGCAAGACAAUGAAGAGAAGAGAGAGCAACCCGAUCAGGCUACAGAGUCAACCAGCAAACCCGAAGAGAACACGCCAGUUGCGCGAGUGCGAAAGCCUCGACCGAAAGCAGAGGACAUGUUUGCAGAUUCCGACGAUGACGAUGUAUAGCACAGUUAACGUAUAUGACUUGUUGUAGACUA